UGCCUGAUAUGGAGGGAGGGGGCCCUCCAGACCUAUAAAACCUACCAACCCACUGGAGUUAGUGAGGACAGUCCCAUCCUGCCCGUUACAUUCAGUGCUCCAGGUCACAGACGGCAUGGGCUCUCGGUUCCUCCUGGCUCUCUUCCUCAUCCUCCUGGUGUUGGGAUGUGAGGUCCAAGCGGCCCAGCAGCUGCAGCAAGAUGAUCCAGGCAGUUCAGCUCUGCUGGACAAGGUGCAGGAGUCCAUCUCCAGUUACUGGGACACGGCUAAGGCGGCUGCCCAAGACCUAUACCAGAAAACAUACCUGACCAGUGUGGAUGAGAAACUCAGGGAUAUGUACAGCAAAAGCUCGGCGGCCAUGACCACUUACGCCAGCAUUUUUACGGAUCAGAUCCUUACUCUCCUAAAGGGCGAGUAAACCCCACGAGAGAGGAAGGGAGAACCAGCCCUCGGGCUCUUUGCCCUCAUCACCUGACCAGGAUGGGUCUACAUUCCACUGUUCCAGCAGCCCUCGUCUUCCCGUUCCCAUCUCCAGACUGAAUUCUUUCAGUGAAAGAAUAAACAAACCCAGUUCACUGA
Messenger RNA from Microtus ochrogaster (prairie vole), 579 nucleotides. It is a transcript of the gene Apoc2, whose product is annotated as apolipoprotein C2. The record is from RefSeq and is a predicted model, not a curated record. Gene Ontology annotation, cellular component: chylomicron. Gene Ontology annotation, molecular function: phospholipase activator activity; phospholipase binding. Gene Ontology annotation, biological process: positive regulation of phospholipase activity; lipid transport; positive regulation of phospholipid catabolic process. Lineage: Eukaryota; Metazoa; Chordata; Mammalia; Rodentia; Cricetidae.